UGAGGCCCUCAGGUGCUGCUAGGAGAACCCAUGGAGCCAGACGCCGCCCCCCUUCACUCCUCCUCGCCACCUCCACCAAACGAUGCCGGCGAGGAGGAGGCGGGAUCACCGGAGCAGGACGAGGAGUUCGGGGGGUUCUCCGUCGUGGUGUCCUGCUCUCAUCCCGUCUAUGCCGAUCCCACUGAUUCACCGUCCACGCUCAGGCAGCCGUGUGCCACCUCAAAGCCAGCCGCCCGCCAGCCCAACGGGGGCCUUAAUCUCCCAGUUGAACAGUCCCAACCCAGGUGCUCCGUGGAGCGGAGGGAUUGUAAUGCAGCCCCCCGCGUGCACCUCACAAACGGGUUCUUUGGCGGAGACCCCGGCUCUGGGACUCACCCAGCCCCUGCGGUGGGCGGAUGCUCUCCCCGAGAAGAAACCGGGUUUGCCGAUUUCACCGUGUUUGCAGAGCAGGCGGCGCAUCCCUGGUGCUGUGGCUUCAGUCCCGCGGGGGGCAAAGAGCGCUGGGACGUCCGCGUGCGGCGCUCCACCAGCGGUGCUGCCCACGCGAUCGGAGGUCCAGUUUGCACAAAGGUCGAGCACUGUGAGAGAAGAGGUGCAGCACUCGAUGGAGCGCCUCAGGAAGCUGCAGCAGUAGACUUUCCCCUCGAAGAGCUUCACCCUGCGUUGUGGGACGGGAGGGACAGUUUCAGUUCUUCACACUCCGCAGAGAUGGACGGCGGGAGAGAAACGAGCAUCUCCGCCCUCCCCCGAACGCUCGGCGUGUACGCGUCCGCUUCAGAGGACGUGGCGUCCGUCUCUGACGAUCUGUCCUUUGAGUGUCCUUCGGCGGACUUGGAACCGAACGUCUCGUCUCUCUUUUGCCAAGAGGACCAGACCGAUUGGGACCAGACCGACGACGACGGGGACGAGCUGGAAGACUACGGGCGCUGUGACCUCCCCGACAGCAUGGCGCCUCUCCGACAGUCUGAGGCCGUGAGCGGCUUUCAUCACUGUGACACGUCCGCAACUCAGGAAACCUGCGCUACCUCCAAGCCGUCUCCACCUUCAGACCGCGGCUCUGAGCACCGCGGGGACGCGGGGUGUCUCCGUCCGGGAAACCUCCCGCUGAGCGACAGUUUCGCAGAUUUCUGCUCGGCGCCCACGCGGGAGGAUGGAGAGGGGUCGUGGGCGGAGUUCAAGGACCAGAGGCCUCUGGAGGAGAACCCUGGGACGCGGUCCAGAGAGCCAGGCAGCAUCCUGCAGGACGGGGAGGGGGGCUGCGGGAGGAACAGCUGUCAGGCGUCACUGUCCUGCCGGAUCCAGCAGCUUCUCCUGGCCAGUUUUCCGGAGGUAGAGGUCCCAGCUGUGGAAGGCGAGGAGGAGGUGCUCGCCCUCUGCGCUCUGCUUCACGCCCAACUCCUCCCUGAGGAGGAGGAGAUGAAGAAGAUACCUGAAUUCUGCCCCACAUACCAGUGGACUCGGCGGCGGGUGUGGCGUCCUCAUCAGGACCUCCACGAUGCAGUCGGCCUCCGCUUUCAGUGGGGGGGUUCCCACACCCACAGGACGCUGCUCAGGUGCCUCGAUGUGGAGACGAGGAACAUCGGACUGCUGGAGCCCACCAAAGACUGUCCGGGCCCCGCGGGGGGAUCCUCCCCGGCGCCUCCAGAGCCCUCAACAGAUCCAACGCAGAUGUUGCCUCUUCUCUCCGUGUAGGAGGACCUUCCUCCCACCCAGCUGGCCUGGAGCAGCCGUGGCCUUAGCAGCUCCCUGGACGGUACGUCCCCCCGCCGAGCCCCCCACUUCUGGGGCUGGAAGUAGAGCCGGUAUCACACGACCUCUGAGAGUCCCCUCUGGGCUCCUCCUCCUCACUUCCUGCUUCUUCUCUUUGUUUUCCUCGCCGUGUUUCCCCUGCGUCACUUCUCCCGUCCGGCGGAGACGGAUCCAGUGUUGAAAGUCAUGUGAUAAUUAUCCUGAUUAAGGGUUUUCAGGGGAAACAUCGUGCCGGCUUCCCUUCUCCUCCUCCUCCAUCUUCUCUGGUGUCCCGUCUUCACACAGACUUUAUCUCAGUAUUUAUCAGCCGCGCCGUGAUAGAAACACUGACGUGUUCAACCCACUGCGCAUUAGUCCGGUAAUGCUUGGAUGGUUCUUUAUCCAAAGAACCAUUUUAAUUGAGUCGACUGGUGGCCAAACGCUCCCGGUAUCAAUGUUCUCCCCGGUGCACGACGAUGCGACACAUAUCAAAGGAUUUCUGCUUUAUUCAAAAGUGACUGUUUAUUUGUUCUUUUCAUGUCUGACAAAAAAAAUGUAUUCUUUGCUCAGGAAUUUUCUUUUUUUAUUAUUGAUAAUCAGAUUAAGUUCAAUCAGUAUUUAUUCAUAGAGGAUUUCUAAUUAAUUGUAAAACGGCAAAAAAUGAUUGUUACAAUUAUUUGUCAGUUAUUGAAAAAUGAUAAAGAACCGAUCUCACAAACAAGAUUAAAAAUGAAACAAUGAAUUAAUAUCAGCAUGAACUAGUUGUGUUGCAGCAGAUAACAAGCUACUGGUAAAACCGUUUAAAUCUAAAUUCCUUUAGAUAUUAACUAUAAGAGGGGCAAAAGAAAAACAUGAUUUAGAUUGAAGUAUUCAGCAACUAAAACAGAAGUAUUUGCACUUCAUACACGUGUAUUCAGCUGUAGUCUUAUAUUUAUUUAUUUUUUCAUACGGUUGUUUUAUGAAAUCUGUCUGUUUUGAUUUAUUAUCAUUAUGUUUAAUAUGUGGCAGAUUAUUGUCAUGAAAGAAAUAAUUGCUACUGCGGUCACUUUAUGCUGCUAUUAUUUAUUUGUUUGUUUUCAUCUCCCUUUGCACCGACUCGGGUCACUUUCUGACCAAUAAGACGACGUGUUCUAUGUUUCAAAUCACACCAGGAGUCACUCAGUAUUUCAUCUAACGCGUUUCCACCGCUGCAGUCUCAGUGUUUCACAAUGACUUCAUGAGGAGUUGUGCCUUUAUGCCAGCAAUUGUUUUCUAAAACACACCUUUAUAGUUUGUGAACAGAAGUCUCUUGUUUUCUUCUGAUUUACGGCUCAAAACCGCAGAGAGCAACAUGUAGGAAAUCCUUGUGAAUACUGAAAUAAAUCCGUCCUCUGCUUGAUUUCUCUUC
Messenger RNA from Gasterosteus aculeatus aculeatus (three-spined stickleback), 3115 nucleotides. It is a transcript of the gene aftphb, whose product is annotated as aftiphilin b. Lineage: Eukaryota; Metazoa; Chordata; Actinopteri; Perciformes; Gasterosteidae. The record is from RefSeq and is a predicted model, not a curated record. Gene Ontology annotation, biological process: intracellular transport. Gene Ontology annotation, molecular function: clathrin binding. Gene Ontology annotation, cellular component: AP-1 adaptor complex; trans-Golgi network membrane.